CUUUGUUUUUGUUUAAUUUAAAAAAAAUGUCGUUUUUCAGUGGAAUAUUUAAUGCUUCUACUGGUGUUUUUCAACGAAAGAAGAUGAAGAACAAAGGAAAAAAUGAAAAUAUUAGUCCAUUACAUGCGCUGUUGCCUGGCGCUAAAAUUACCAAUGGUGGCUCAAAGAUUUCAGUGAAUGUAGGAAUUUCUCAAGAAACACUGAUAUUUAACAUCGGCGGAGUGAAAUUUGAGACAUAUCGUUCAACUCUGUUCAAACAGCCCAAAAGUUCGCUUGCUAAAAAGGAGUUUUUGUUGAAGCAUUACAGACCAGAAUUCAAAGAUUAUUUCUUUGAUAGGGACCCAGAUACAUUUAAGGUUGUGUUGAAUUAUUUACGUUCCGGCGAACUCCAUUUGCCGACGUAUAUGUGUGGUCCAGCCAUCAAAACUGAACUUGCAUUCUGGGGGAUACCGGAAGGACUUAUAGAAAGAUGCUGCAGCAUGAAUUAUAAUUCCUACAACAAAACUCUUGAUGCGCUAAACCAACUCGAACAUGACCGAAAAGGCAGCUUUAUUUUAUCACAAGAAGAUAGCAAUUCUAAAAACACUUCUACGAUAGAUAGCUUCCGGACGAAAGUGUCUUUUGUGCUGAACCAACCAGAUUCUUCCAAUACAGCCAGGUUGUAUGGCGUUAUAUCACUACUGGUCGUUACAUUAUCAAUAACAUCUUUUCUUGCCGAAUCACACCCUUCAAACCGUAUUACAAAUUACUACACUGAAGUCACACGUGUGUUUAACGAAACAUUGAAUGCAACAGUUGAUAUAGUGACUGAGAAGUCAGAAGAACUUCCUCAUCCGGUUCUACUAAGGAUAGACUUAGCGUGUAUGAUAUUUUUUACUAUUGAAUAUUUGAUACGAGUUCUUACAGCCAGGAAGCGAUUCCGGUAUAUGCGUUCAGUAAUGGGCGUCAUCGAUCUGGUUGCCUUGUUGCCAGAUUAUGUUCAACUACUCAUAUUGGCCUUUGAUCCUGUGCUUGCUGGAACAGACACCGCCAAGAUUAUUGCUAUUUUGAAAGUUACACGUGUUCUCCGGAUUUUCCGUCUGGUCCGACAUAUUCCUGGACUUUGGAUUUUAAUUUAUACAUUAAAAGCAAGUUUAAAGGAGCUGUUAUUGAUGACUGCGUUUUUAAUGGUGGGGAUGCUGAUAUUUUCAUCUCUAAUAUAUUUUGUUGAUGACAGAGAAACAUUCACGAGCAUUCCACAUAGUUUCUGGUGGGCUCUUAUUACUAUGACAACUGUUGGUUAUGGCGACAUGUAUCCCGUGACCGCAUGGGGGUAUGUGAUUGGCUCACUUACUGCCCUGUCUGGUCUUCUUAUGAUUGGAUUUUCGGUACCUAUUCUUGUCAACAACUUUCUUAUGUAUUAUAAAUAUACCGAGAUUGCCAUAGACGAAGAGAGAUUGAAACGUACUAAACUUUCCCAUGAAUCAUCGCACAGUGCUAAAAACAAUGGUGGACUUAAUUUAUCAACCAAUGAAAACAAUAACAAAUGUGAGCAUAUAUUUACUUUGGAAAUGAGUGAGAAACUGUGAAUUAAAUAUAGUAUUAAGAAACUGUACAUUGAUAAAGUAAAACCCUCAGAACACGUUGUAUGUGAAAAAAAUGGUUGUACAUUCUCUCUCUUGAGAAAAUUAAAUUUUCACAUUUCAAAUAAUAUUUUUUCGAGAAUAUGGCCAGCAAAUUACAUGACCGAAAUGUAACCACUUUGUGGUGUAUUUAAAAGGAACAACUGGCCA
This is a messenger RNA of Mytilus trossulus (common blue mussel), 1772 nucleotides long. Its product is annotated as potassium voltage-gated channel protein Shaw-like. The transcript is spliced from 3 exons. The record is from RefSeq and is a predicted model, not a curated record. The coding region runs from base 27 to 1568 and encodes 513 amino acids. Lineage: Eukaryota; Metazoa; Mollusca; Bivalvia; Mytilida; Mytilidae. Gene Ontology annotation, molecular function: protein binding; voltage-gated potassium channel activity. Gene Ontology annotation, biological process: potassium ion transmembrane transport; protein homooligomerization. Gene Ontology annotation, cellular component: voltage-gated potassium channel complex; membrane.